This is a messenger RNA of Toxoplasma gondii ME49, 20425 nucleotides long. Its product is annotated as surface antigen repeat-containing protein. The transcript has 17 exons. The coding region runs from base 1 to 20007 and encodes 6668 amino acids. NCBI's taxonomy places the organism in Eukaryota, Apicomplexa, Conoidasida, Eucoccidiorida, Sarcocystidae. The record is from RefSeq and is a predicted model, not a curated record.
AUGGUGACCCAGUUUCAUCCCGUGCGACCGCCUGUGCGGGCGACUGUCACUGCGGUUUCUUCGCCUGCUUUCUCCCCGCCCUCCUCCAUCCCUUCCGACGGACUUCCUGGCCGUCUCUCUGUUCCAGAGACUUCUCGUCCUUUCGAUCCCUCUGUGUCUGAUUUCGCUCUCUCUGGUAGGAGCCAGGCAGCCGUCGAUGCAGACUCCGGCGUUCCAGAGCGACACCCCGAUGCGGCGCGGAUGGCCUACCGUGCAGAACAGUCGACCGGCGACUACGGGUCGAGCUCCGCAUACGCCCUCGCGCGAGAGCGACGUCGCCAACUGAGGGGAAGGAGCCGCCCCGCUUCUGGAGAAGGCCGAGGGACGAUUCUUCGAAAUGCUUUACCAAGAGCGAGCUCUUGCACCCCUCCGGUGCUCUCGUCAGGGAGCGUUCCGCAGUCAGCCCAGCAGAGGCCCGCAGCGUCACUGGUCUCGUGGAAGGCCGGCAGGUUUUCUGGGAACGUCUCAAGACGCUGUGUCGCCUGCUCUGCAGGAGAUCAAGACCGAGUUGCUUCGGACUCGCGGGGGGACGCGGCGCUGCACUCCGCGGCUCUUCACCGACCUGCGUCGGUCUCGCCUCAGCGGACGCGCGCAGCGACGGGUGCGAAAGCCGUCGCCUUUCCUCUCGACGCCCCUGACGCUGGGGGCCCAGGUUUAUGUACACCGCAGACUGGCUCGGGCCUGGAGGUGUCUGGCCAUGGCAAGCGCCGCCUCAGUUUUCAGCAGGAUUUUACUUGCGGGAUUGAGCGAACGCUGCUGCCGCACCUGGCGCUUCCGAGUGUCGACGUCUCGUCGCGGGGGUUUCCAGGACGAGAAACGACGGUCUGGCAAGACCAGGCGGUGGGUGGCCGCUCUGACGAAGCUGAAGAAAUGGACCUGAACAGCGGAGCCGGGGUGACGGAUCGCUUUUACGUUUCUCCUCAGAAGUGGCGCUGCAGCCAAGCGGCUGCGAGGACCGCGAGUGCCCCGCGGAGUGUCACGACAGCUGGGAGGGGCACCAGUCUCGCGUCGAGCGUAUCGGAGUCCCAGUCUCAGCUGCUUCCGGCGUCGCCUGGCGCGUCUUCAGUUGCUGCCUGUACACCCGAGGAGGACGCGCUUCGGGCUCUCCAACGCGAGCAGCAGCAGGACCUGUUUGCGGCUCUCCUGCGGAGCCGCCAGGCGCGUCUGGCGACGACUCCAGGCGCGUCUGACGUCUGGACAGAAGAACGAAAUUUGCAAAGGGGCGAGAAAGAAGGUGCCCUGCGUCCACCACAUCCGAGUUCCGCUGCGGAUUCCGGUGUCUCGACGGGCGACAGGCUCGAGGGCGGCUUCCCGAAAACGGACGCUCCGCGGACUGCGCAAACACCCGGGAGAGCCUUUUUCGAUGUCGCUGCUGAGCAAGUCGUCUUCUACCAGCGACAAGCAGAACUGUUCCGAGCGAAGUAUGAGGACGCCGAGAGACGCUGUGCCGAAAGAGAUGCAGCAGUCCAUGAACGCGAUGUGAAAAUCCAGUUCCUCCAAGCGCAAAUUGCAGCUCUGACUCACCAGGUGCAGACUCUGCAGCACCCAGAAAGAGGCAAUGUGACAGACCGCGCCGAGGAAAAGGCCCUCCCGCAGCUUGUCGAUCCUCCAGCCGAGGAGACGGAGGAGGCCGUUGUUGUUUCCAAGGCCUUCCAUGAGGCCCAGUUGGCUCGGGCUCGCGAGGAGACAAAGACGCUCCGCCAGAAGAUUGCGGCUCUCCAGCAAGACAUCCGCCCCGCUGUGGUGUCGCCGUCGCAGCCGUCAACGCGUCCUUCCUCGGAGACAGCAGUGACUCGAGGAGACAGAGAGACAGCAAACGACAAGCGGCAUGACACGCGCAGCGAGGACGAGAGGACGAGGGAGUUGACGGAGAGGCUCCAGGCUGCUCUUGCGGUCAAUGAAAGUCUGAGAGAGGAGCUUCUUGAGGCGCGACAGCAGCUCUCGCUUCUUCGUGCAUCGUCUGGAACUCCCUCCGCUUUCCCUGUCGCUGAAUCGCCUCAAACUGGAGCUUUGAAGGCUUCUUUUUCGUCUUCUCCCGCGCUCAGUGGACCGGGGGCGGCGGGGGCGUUCUCCGCGCCGGACGCGCCGAAACUGGAAGUAUCUUUCUUACCGAAUGUUUCUCGAGCUUCGGACUCGUCGAGGCGAGCGACUUCGCUCUCGAAUUUGCCGAGUGUCGAAGGCUGCAGAUCUCGAGAGAAGAGUCCCGAAGAUCUUCUUUUGUCCAGCAGUUCGGGAGGCUUCUCGAGACCCCACAACUUGGCCCUGCGGCGCGAGCUCGCCGUGCGAAGGCGGCUGAACGCACAGAGGAAGCAGAGGUGCCUCGAACUGGAGCAGCAAGUCCACGUCUUAGCGUCGUCUCUGGAAGUCGCUCGCGAGCAGGCGCGCGCAGCGGAGAGUGUGGGGUUGUCUCUGUCUCAGCAGCUGCAGACGCAGACGGAGGAAGCUCGCUGUCUUCAACGUCGAACUGCGGAGGCCGGGAAGCUCCUGCGCGUUGUUCAGGAGCGGCUCGAGACUGGCGAACGCUUUGUGGCCGUCCUGCGAGAGCAACGAGAAGAGUACAAAGCUCUCCACGAGCACCACACCGAAUGCCUGGAAGAAAAUCGGCGCCUGCGCGCGAGCAUCGAGCGUCUGGAGACGGAACGCAUGUCUCUUCUGGAGCGUACCGAGAAGAGCCGCGUUGAAUUCCUUGCCCUCGUCGCGGAGAAGGGCCGCAGCGACAAACAAGCUCGCGACGCUCUGCAGCGGCUCGCGGAGGCCGAGAGCCAACAGGAAAGGAGCACUCAGGCUCUGAAACUGCAUGCACAAGACCUCGAGGAACGCCUCGCGAAAAAAGAGGAGCAAGUACGAUCUCUGCGAGGAGAACUGGAGGCUGCGAUCGUACGCGCCGAAGCAGCUGAGCGCGAGUUCUCGCGCCUGCGGAGUAGCUUGUCUUUGGCGUCUGGGCCUGCAGACUUUGCGGCAGGUUUUCCUGCCUUUUCGAGUGAAGAAGCGUCAACAGUCGCCGCGAGCGAGGAGCACAGCAAGCAUGCAAAAGAAGCUCAGCUGCAGCUCGUGCUGCUGCUGGCCGAGUGCGCAGAAGAAUCUCUGCGCAUGUCUGCGCAGCGCGAGAAACAACUGAGUAGAGAAGUGACAGAACUCGAGAGACAACUUGACCGUGCACUGCAGACCAUGGACGAAGCCUCUGAGCAGGCAGAGGCGCUUCUCGCCGACCACGAGGCCGCCGGCGCGGUGUACAUACAGCCCGCCUACACGGCGGGAGAGACGCUCUUUUGGACCUCGCAGCAGCUUCUGGACGUUCUGCAGAACCGAGCGAACUGGGCCGACCUCGCGCGAGGCCUCGAGCAAAGAGAACUGGAACUCGAAGCCCGACUUUUAUUCGCGCAUCAACAGAACGACGGACUCCAUGAUGAGGCGAGGCGACUGGAGACGCGCCUGCAGAAGAGCGAGCAACGGACUCUCUGGAUUGCCUCGCAGUUCCUCGCCUUGAUGGACCGAGGAAACAGCGAGGCUGAAGACUCUUGCGAGAGCAAGGAGGAAGAUGCCCAGUUCGCGCAACAAAUGUCAUCGGUUCGCGAAAGCGAGGCGCGGCGGCAGCGAAGCCUCUUGGAGGAGGAGAAGAUGGAGACCGAGCGGGCAGCGCUUCUUCAGCGUCUGGCGAGAGAGUCCUCUCGUGCGUCUGCGACCGAGCAGGCGAACUGGCACCUCGAGUCUCGCGUCGAGGAUUUGAGAGUUGCGCUUGCAGAGAUAACGGCAGAGAGAGAUUCAGUGUCCGCGGAGCUCGCUGAGGAGAAGGCGACAGCGCGAGACCUUGCCGAACGUCUGCAGGUCUCGGAGGCUGCGCUGGAGCGUCUGAAGAAGCGUGAGAGAGAAGCGGUUUCGCGAGACUUCUUCUGCGGCUCUGAGGCGGACAGUCACGCGGUAGGCGCCGCAGAAGGAAGCGGUCGGAGUCCAACUCACCUCGAGUCGCUCGUUCAACAGAGAGACGAACUUCAGGAGAUGUGCCAGGAGCUCGCACAGCGCCUGGAGGCGAUGACCCGCGGCAUGACGAGACAGCAGGAGGAGCGAGCAGCGAACGAGGAGAGGGUCGAACGGGAGACUCGGGAACUGCAUGCGCGGUGGAAGAGAGCCGCGAGCGACUGCGAGAGUCUCGCGCAACAGAAAGCCGAACUCGAGACGCAGCUCCAGGACUUGUCGGAGAACUGUGCAGCUGCAGAAGUCGCCUACCGCGACCUCGAGAAGAAGUGGAUGGAGGAGAGAGAGGCACACAAUCGCCUAGACGAUGAGGACAGAAGGUCUGGGCGGGAGGUUCGACUGUCCAGGAGAGAGAGGAGACUGGCGAGAAGAAGACGAGGCGGUGUCUCGGAUGAGGAGGCUCGACCGCGCGACGGUGCGUCUUCUCUCCAAUCGUCGCUUUCUUCUCUCUCGCCGUUUGAGGAAGAUGGCUCAGAGCUCGCGAGAAGACGACCGGCCGCGGAGGAGGCCGUCGAGCGAGAGACGAACCUGAAGAAAGAACUCGAAGCUGCGCAUCAGCAGAAAAACGAGGCGGAAGAAAUGUGCAAAGAACUCGGCACCCAACUCGCAGUGUUGACGACUCUGCUCGAAGCGGCCACAAAGGAAAAAGAGGAUCUCGUCGCUGCGGCCAACCGCGGGCACAAAGGACCUGUCAGCGAGCAGGAGUCGCCUUCUGAGGAGAAGAGCGAUCUGAGGAGAGACAACGGAGAUUCGGAGCUGGUGGAGAGCCGCGAGGCGUUGCUGGAGAAACUGCAUGCACGGGAAGAGGAACUGGGAGAAGCUCGACGCGCGCUGCUCCUCGAAAAAGAGACAAAGGCGCAGCUGGAGGAGCAGCUCGCGGUCGAGACGCGGAAGAGAGAGAUGCAGCACCAAGCGAGUGAGGAGGCGAAGGAACGCGAGGAACGGGAGAGAGAGGAGAAGGCGCGUCAAGCGGCGGACCUCGCUGCAGACCUCGCCAGGGCGAACAGCGAGCUGACUUCGAUGCGAGAGAAACUGGCAGCGAGCGAGGUUGCCCGCGCUGCACUGGAGAAGGCGGAAGUCGCUCGAGAGGAGACGACGAAACUUUCCUUGCAGCAACAGAGCGAGAAGGAGGAGAUGCGCCAGAUGGCAGCGGCCGAGGUGGCGGACCUUCGUAACACCUUGGCCUCCACGCAGGAGGAGUUGGCAACUUUGCGAGGGCGUCUGCAGGAAUGGGAGGCGACCGCGACAACGCCUGGACGCUUGGCGGAGGAGUUGCAGGAACUGCGACGCGUAGUCGACUUCCAAGAAGUGGAGAAGCAGCAGCUGCUCGAGUCGCUGCGGGAGUGGGAAGAGAAGGAGGAAGAACACCAAGCGGCGAUGAAGGAGUUCGAAGGCAGCUACGUCGCUCUGCAGAGAGAGGCCUUCGACGCGCGCGCUCAGCUGCAGCGCAUGAUUCGCGUCGUGGAAGAGCACAAGCGACGACGACUGCGCGCUCUCCAGGAGAAGAAGCGAGGAGCAGGAGGCGCGAGCCAACAGGAAGAGAAGAGCGCCGGCGAGGGCGCAUCCGAGGAGACAGGAAGCGACUUCGGUGAAGCAGGGGAGGCGAGCGCCGAGGCGACGCCACGAGGCCUCGAGGCAGCUGUGUCGGAGGUAGAACUGCAGGCGGCAGAGGACCAUGACAUUCUCGUCGGACGGGUCGAAGAGCUGGAAAGGAUGCAGACCGAACUGGAGGAGCAGCGGCGAAUGCUGACGAAGCAUCUGCAACAAACGACUGAGAAGCUGCAGGAGCAGUGCCAAACCACUUCGGAGCUGCAAACGCGGUGCGUGCAGCUCGCGGACGCGCUCGAGAAGGCCCGAGCCUACGGCGCGACGGAGAAGCAUGGAGAAACACCGGGCGCGUGUGAGAGUGGGGAAGAGACACUGCGACAACGCCUGGCGAGCGCCGAGGAAGAACUCGACAGGCUCCGCAGAGAGAAGGAAGAACUCGCGAGCCGCGAGGAGACUGCGCGGGGUCAGGAGCAGGCGUUUGAGGUGGAGCUCGCGAAGGCCCGACGGGAAGCCGAAGACAAAGCAGAAAUCCACAUUUCAGAGAUCCAGCAAUUCUACGAAGCGCUGCAGGCGAAAAUGGAACGCGCGCAUGCAGAGGCGGAAAACGCACUCACCACAGAGGUACAAGCUCUCAGGAGCGAAGUCCAGCGACUUAAGGCACUUGCCGCGGCUCAGACAGAGCCGACCCUAGACCAGAGACAGGACGAGUUCGAAAGGGAGAGAGAGAAGGAGUUGGAGAGAGAGAAGGAGUUGGAGAGAGUUGUCGCGGAACUUGAGAGAGAACGAGAAGAGAAGGCCAGACGCGAGGCCGCACACGAGAGAGAGGUUGCGAAGACUCGCCAGGAAGCUGAGGCGGCGGCUGAGAUGCGUGUAUCGGAAAUUCAAGAUUUCUUCCAGAAGCUUCAAGAUCACAUGACUCAGUCGCAUGCACAGGCGAAGAGCGAGCUGCUCGCGAGAGUCGCCGUCCUCGAGAAGGAAGUCGCCGACCUCCGCGAACAGACGCCGAAGGAGCAACGAGAAUCUGGCACCUUUCAACUCGAAGUCAAAGAAAUCGGACGCAAAGAAGACGAAAUGGAAGAUGCCGAGGUUGAACGCAUGGGUGCCAAACAGAGUGGAGACAAACAGACUGCAUACUACGAGUUUGAGCGCUCCGUUGGAGAGGCGGAACCUGCGUCUCGAGCCCACGAAGAGAGCCCAGAGGCAGAAGGCAGACUGGAGCGUUCGGCUGAAGCUUUUGAAGACGCCGCCGCUUCACCUCAAGAGUCUCCGUUCUACGCAUGCUCGCCCUGCUCGUCCUUCUCGUCUGUCAGGGAAUUCCCCGAGGAGCUUGCGGCCGAGGACGAGAACGGUCUCGCGGAGACGCUACGCCGCGAGGUCGAGCAGCUGCAUGCGCAGUGCCGGACGCUCCGCGAGCGCGUCGCGGCGCUCGAGAAGGCCGCAGAGGACAAGGGAAAUCUGCUGGCGAAGACAGAGGACGAAAAGCGAGACGUCGAGGAGCAGCUGCGCCAGACAGUUGCCCGUGUGAAAGACCAAGCCGACAGACUCGCGCGUAUGUCUCAGCAGUGCAGCAUGCGAGGCCAGGAACUCCAAGACUUGCAACGCAGAGAGGUCCAGCUCCGCCGCCAGGUUGAAGAACAGGAGGAAAAACAGAGAGAGCAGAAUGCCCGAAUGCUGCAGCAGAACGAAGAGCGGCACGAGGCUUUGCUGGCGAAGCACUCGGCGGAGCAGCGCCUGACGCUUCAACGAGAGCAGCUGGCUGGGGAGGAGCGGCGGAGGCAGGCGGCGGAGGCGCAUGCAGAGGAGCUCUUGGAGCGUUUGGAGACGGUCCAGAAGAAGUUAUUGGAGAGCGAGAACGAGAAGGCGCAAGUGUCUCUGUCGGAGGCGCGACUGCGCGAAGAACUUGACCGCGUGCAGAUGGCUCACGAGCGCGAGCGGGAGCGCGAGAGACAGGCGGAACGCGCGAGGGAGGAGAAGCAGCAGCGACGAGUUGAGGGCCUCCAGAGAGCGAAGCGGGAGACGGACGAUCGUCUCGCUGAGCUCCUAGGACGAGCAGAGGAACAGGAGGACCGGGUGAGGACUCUGGAGCGUCAGGAGGCGCUGCUGAGGCGCGAAGUGGCGGAGCAGAAGACGCAGUUGAGUCUCCGAGAAAAGGAGCUCGAGGAGCAGAAGGCAUCCCGCGAGGAUGCCAAGAAGGAGUUUGCAGCGGCGCUCGCGAGGCAAGAGACGCGACACGAGCAGUUCCUGCAUGCGCGCCUGGAAGAGGAGAGAGCGCGAGCGGAGGAAGACGUGAUGACGCUUCGGGGUCUCUUGAACGAGCAGCGAGACGCGCAGAAGCAAAUGGAGACGAAUUUCCGGAGACAACUCGAGAGACAAGUCCAGGCGGCGCGGCAGCUGGACGCCUCGCUGCAGGAGUGCGAGGACGAGGAAGAGAAGCGGGUGGAGAAAUUCAACGCAACGACGCGCGAACUGCAAGCCGUCGUCGAGAGGUACAACGCGACUCUGGAGGAGCUGACGGCGGUGUCCGAGGAACGCGACAACCUCCGUCUGAAGCUGGCGGAGCUGCAGAGCGAAGUAUCAGAGAUUCGGCGUGAGGCGCGAGACCUGCAAGCUGCACAUCUGGAGAAGGAGGAGCGCGACAGACGGCAAUGGGAGGCGGCCGAGAACCUGCAGAGCGAGCUUGAGAAGGAAGUUCGGCGGCUGACGGAGGAGCGAUCGCACGCGCUUGAGAGGGAGAGGCGAGAGCGCGAAGAACUCGAGCGCAUGCACCGCGAGGCCGAUGCCGCGCGCGCUGAGGAGGCCCGGGAGCGGCUCCGUGAGCGCGAGGAGUGGGAAGCGCGGUGUAGAGAAAAGGAGGAGAUGGCGGCGGAGAAAGCCAGUCUUCUGGAGAGUUGCGAAAAGCGACUUGGACAGCUUCAAGAGGAGACGCGGCGGCGAGAAGAGGCAGCCCAGAGGCGAGAAGAUGAGCGGGAGAAGGAGCGGGAGAAGCGGCUGCGUGACUACGAAGGCGAGGUCCACGAACUCCACCUGAAGCUCCACCAGAGACGAAUUCAAGAAGAGGAGAAGCUCCAUGAGAUCCGGGAGAAGCAGCGCGACCUCGAACACGAACUCUUUUCGACCCAGCAGAAGCUCCAGGUCGCGCAGAGACACCGGGAAGAAGCGGAGGCGGCCGCAGCUGCGGCUGAACGCGCUCGGACUCUCUGCGAGGGCCUGCUGGCGGAGGAGCGAGGCGCCGCGAAAAAGGCACGAGAAGAACAGAAUGCGCUGGCUGAGCAGGUGAAGCGACUCGACCGGGAAAACGAGGAGAAGAGCCGGAAACUGCAAGAUCAGCAGUUGAAGUUCUCUCAGCAUCUCGCAGUCGCUGCAGAGGAGAGCGAGGCGAAAGAGGCAGAGAAACAACGGGAGGCAGCUACUAUCAACGCGCUCCGCGACGAGGUGCAGAGCAUGCAGGAGCAGUUGAACAAGGAGAAGGGGGAAGUCUCGAGUCUUCGACGGGAGCUGGUGAACGCGAAGGCCGCGCAUGCAGAUGCAGUGGAGCGCCAGGGCGAGGCGGAGAAGACCCGAGACGAGAACCAGCAGCAAGUCUCGAGACUGAAAACAACCUUGGAGGAGGUCGAGCGCAGGCUCCAGAGCAUCAAGACGCAACUGACGGAAACCCAAGAGAAGCUGGAAGGUGAACGCGAGCGAGUGAGAGCUGCGGAGGAUCGUCAGAUCCAGUUGGAGCGCUACAUCAAAGAGUUGGAGGCGCAGGAGAGAGAUGCGCGAGAGGCGGGCGCGGCAGCGACGCGCGCGAAGGAGCAGGCGCUUCAAGAGGAACGCGACAGAAGCGAUGACGACCGCAUGCGCCUCCUCGCAGAGCUGCGCCGGUGCGAAGAAGAGAAACGAAGAGUCGAGGACGAGCUGCAGGCUCGGAAGGCGGAGCAGGAAGCCGAGCGCGAGAGGCUGGAGGUCGAGCUUCAGCGAAGAGAGGAAGAGAUCCUCGGACUCCAGGAAGAGUGCGACCGACGACGAGAAGAGACCAUUGGCGAGAUGGCGGCCAAUCGAGAAGAGCAGGAGGCUCUGCGAGGCGAGCUGAAGCACUUGAAGGACCGGGUGGACCACGGCGAGGCGAAAGCGGCGGCGCUCACUCAGCAUCUGGAAGCAGCGGAGAGCGAGAAGCGACAUGUCCAGCGAGAACUUGAGUCGCGGGGCGAGGAGCUGGAACAGCUGCGCAUCGCGAAGAGUCGCGUGGAGACAGAUUUCUCGCGUCUGAAGAUGGAGGUCGAGGCGGAGCGCGAGCGCAACCAAUCGCAGCGAACGUUCUGGGAGCAGGUGGUGGACGGGAGUCACAAGAGACAGCAAGAGCUCCAGGAGCUGCUCGAUCAGAGAGAGGCGAAGAGCGAGGCCGCAGAGACGGCCUGGCGCGCCAAGACCGAGAGCCUCCAGGCGACUGUCGCGACGUUGGAGGAGAAGCUGAAGGAGAAAGAGCGGCAUCUGUCGAGUCUCGAGAAAGAACUCGCAGACACGCGCGAGUCGCUCGGCCGCAGCUGCAGCGCUGUGACGGCGGAAUUGCAUGCGAAGGAGAGAAGCUAUGAAGCUCAGGUCGCACAACUUCAAGAGGAGAGCAGAAGCAUCAAACGCGCGCUCGAGUCUGCGCUCGCCGACUGUCGCAGGCAAGCGGAAGCACACGAGCAGAUGCUUCGGGAGACGCUGGGCGAGACGCAGAACCAAGCGCAGAGUCUCCAGAGACAGCUGGAGCUCUCCCGCGCCGAGCUGACGGGAAGAGAGCGCGCAUGGCAGUCGGCAGAACAGCAGAGCCGCGAGGAGACAACUGUCCUCCGAAACCGAUGUGGAGCCCUGGAGGCGGAGCUGCGGGUCCAGGAGACUCGCGCGCAAGGCCUCGAACAAGAGAACCGUCAACUGCAUGCGCGGGAGGAGGCGACGCGGCAGGAACUCGAAGGCGUCCUGCAGAGAGAAGCGGAGAUGCAGCGACGCUUCCAACAGACCUGGACUGAGGCGCACAUGUCGACGGAGGAGCUGCUCGUCCAGCUCCAGCGCGAAGAACAGAAGAACCGCCUCGAGCUGCGUAUGGCGGAACAGCGCAUGCAGGAGCUGCAGCAGAUCCGAGAGAGAGAAGUGACGGAAUGGGCGCGCGAGCGCUCGCGCCUGCAGGCGGACUGCGAGAAGCGCCAGCGUGACGCUGCAGACGCGUCCAAGCAACUCGCGGAGGCGCAGCUCGCCGCAGCGCUAGCGAAAGAAGAACUGUGUCGUGUGCAGGACGAACUGACAGUGCUGAGAGUCAAAGACGAAGCUCUUCAGCGCCAGUUCCUCAGUCUCGCAGCGAGCAGCAGUGGCGUCUUGGGAUCCACCGGGGUGUCUCUUUCAGGAGGUCGGGAGAAAGGGCGCAACAACCUGAGCCACGACGAGGCGCAUGCAGCAGAGAGAGCAGAGACGUCUCUCGCGUCGGUGCGGACGCUGACCGAGCAGAGAUGUCAAGCGCUUGAAGCGGCUCUUAAGACUGCGUCUGAGUCCCGAGACCGAAACGCGCAACACUGCGCGAGUCUGCGCCGGGAGCUCGCGGAGUUGACGCGUGACGUCCAGCGAGAGAAGGAAGAAGGCGAGAUGAAGACAAGUGAACUGGAGAAGGCGCACCGCCGCAUCGAGAAGCUCCUCGCUGUGCAGGAGGAGACCCGCGCCCAGGCCGCGGAACUUCACAGACGUUGCCGGGAGUACCAAGUGAAGGUCGAGGAAAUGCUCAGGGAGAGAGAGCGCGAGGAGAGGAGACGCGACGAUCCUGGCGACGAAGAGCGGAGGUCGCGCAGCGUCGCUCGCGCCUCCGCUGAGGGAAGAAACGACGCUACCGAGGAAGCUGGAAACCGCGGAGAACGCAGCUCACGAGUUCCGCAGACGAGGUUUCAGAAUGAAGGUUUCGCGGCGUCAGAGCGUGCAGCGCAUGCAGAAGAGACAGACUCGCUGCAGGGCUCCCGAGCUUCGCUUCUUGCUCGCCAGUCUCUCGCUUUCCAGAAACAAACUGAAAUGCUCCAGGCUGUGAUUGAAGAGCUGGGCCGAAAGCUCCAGAAUCAGCAAGAGCAGCAGCUACUUCUCCUUACACACGGCCACCGAUCUGCGGAAGCUGCGCGAGAAGAGCGCGAGCGAGAAGAGCGGGAGCGGGAGCGCCGGGUCCGGCUUUUGGAGCAGCGGUGCCAAGAUGGAGAGAUCGAGAGGGAGGCGUUGAAGGCGGAGCUGCAGCGCGCAGAGCUCGGAAGUUCGGAGGCGCAGAAGCAGAAGGAGGACGUCGAGAGGGAAGUUCGACGCCUGCAGAUCCUGUCUGAGAAUCUUCAGCGGCGCCUCAGUAAGGUGGAGGCCGAGCGCGACAGCCAGGAGUCCGCGGAGAGGCGAAGUGAGCGAGAGCAGACGCAGCGAGAACAGGAGUUGCUCGAAGCGCUUCAGGAACGGGACAUCCAGCAGCGCGUGCAGGAGAGUUACUUGGAGAGGAUUCGAGGCGCUGUCGAGGAGCUGAAGGCCGCGUUGAAGCAGACCCGGAGAGAGAAGGACGCGAGCGAGCAUCGCGUCCUUCUCCUGAGACGGCAAAUCGAGGAGACGACUGCGCUGCAGCGCGAGCGCGACGGCGCUUUUGCGCUGCUUCAGCGAGAGGUGGAUGAGGCGCGCGAGGGUCGCGAGAAGCUCGAAGCCGAGGUCGAGAGCGAGAAGGCCAAGAGGCAGAAGGUGGAGCUGCAGAAAGAUGACCUCGAAAAGACAUUUGAGUUGGAUCGCGCAGCUCUCGACGAGGAGUGUCGUGCGCUCCAGAGCUCCCUGGAAACUCUUCGCGGCCGCCUUCAAGUCCAGGAAGAGACGAAGCGCCUCGUCGAGGCUGAGGCCCAGCGUUGGGCUUCGCAGUGCCGAGAGACGCAAGCGGCGCUCGGCGAGGAGAGGGAAAAGGGAGAGCUCCAGGAGAAGGAACGAGGCGAGGAGCGUCGGAAGCUCCUGGGACAACUGGAGGACGAGCGCGAGGCGCGCGCGCGGCUCGAGCAACGCUGCGCCGAUCUCGAGAAAGAGCGACAGCGAGAACAGGAGGAGCGCGCGAGGGAGACGGAGAGACAGCAGGAAGAAAUCGAACGCUUCAAGGCGAGACUCGCUGAGAGCCGGACAGCUUGGGAAGACCGCUGUCGAGACCUGAACGACGACCUCAUCCAGGUCCGCAGGCAGUGGCGAGAGACGCAGGCCGACCUCGAGAAAGCGCUUCGCGGGCAAGAAGAAGAAACUCGGCAGAGAGAAGAAGCUGAGCGAGAGAGAGACGCCGAAACGCGUCGCGCUGCAGAGGCGAUCGCGGCGGUUGCGCGUCUCCAGGCCGAGAGACGCACAGAGCAGGCGACUGACGCUGCAGAGAGGCAACAGAAAGCGACUCUGUCGGGCAAGCAAGGCGAGGAGAGGGAAGCUCGACAAGAAGAGCAGGCGUUGAAACGCCAUGAACUGGCUGUGUCGGGGACUCGCGAAGGCGAAGAACUCGAGCGUUUGAAGAAAACGCUGCAGGCCGUGAUAGACAAUCGGGACCGGCUCCAGAGCGAGUGGCUGCAUCUCCGGCAGGAGAGCGAGGCGUCGCGAAGCGACCUCACCGCCGCGCGAAACAGAUGUCUCCAAUUAGAGGAGCAAGUUCGCAGUGUGACUCAGGAGCUGCGCGACUGUCAGCGAGCUCUCAGAGCGGCAGACAGCGAGAAGACGACCCAGACCGAGAAGCUCGACAGGCUUCACAUGAGUCUCGAGAGAGAGCGACGCGCGCGAGAGGAGACCCUCGACCGUCUCGUAGGCCUCGAGCGCGAAGUCAGCCGCAUGCAAAGGGAAAAGGAGGAAAGCAUGCACCGGCUCCAUACUGCAGAGCGAGAGCGCGAGAGCCUCGCCCUGUCGCUCACGGCGCUUCGGGAGCGCGAGCGUCAGUCCCGCCGCGCCUCUGGAGACGAAGCGGAGAUGGAGCGAGGGUGGCAAGCAGAGAAGGCCGAGAGUCUUGUGUACCUGGAGACCCUGGAGAAGCAAUUGAAGGCGACAGAGGCCUCUCUCGCGCGCAUCCGUGAAGACCGGGACCGCAUGCAGCGCGCCCUCGUUGACGCUGAGGAGAGGCUGGCGGAAGAGCUCGAGAGAACCAGACGCCGAGAGCGAGGAGAAGAUCCCCGCGUCUCGGACUCCUCGCCUUCAGAAGCGGUGACAACUCUCGCGGCCGAGGUGGAUCACACACAGAGGAUGCUGGAACAAGCGAGAGAGAGAACUGCGGCCCUCGAGAAAGAACUCGCUGCAUCGUACAGACAGCGAGAGACGGACAGCGAGCGCGUCGCUCUCCUUCGCGCUCAGCUCGAAGCUCAGCGGAGAUCCGUGGAAGACGCAGACGCGGCGAAGGAGAAGCUCUCCAGUCGACUGGAAGAGUGCAUGCGACAAGAAGCCUUCGCGACAGCUGCACUGGAAGCUGAGAGAAAGCUCAACAGCCGGCUGAAGGAACAGUGCCUCCAGAUGGAGACGGAACUCGCGGAGACAGGCCGCAGGAGACUGCGAGCAGAAGCGGACGCGACGCAGGGCGAGGCGCGUCUCAGAGACGUCGAGAGUCUCCUGCACACGGCCCGGGAGCAGCUGCAGGCGAGGACCGAGCAGGAGGACAGACUCCGCGAGGAACUGGAGCGCCAAGAAGAAGAAAUGGCGGCACUGAAGGCGACUCGCGAUGAACAGCAGCUUGUCGUCGAGCGUCUCGAGCGCCAGUUGCAGACGGAGCAACAGUUGCGGGAGAGGGAGCAACAGUUGCAGGAGAGAGAGAAGAAAUUGAGGGAGCGAGAGAGCGCGGAAGUGAGCGAAACGGACAGGCUCGUCAGGGAGAUCCAGCAUGAGGCGGAGAGAGAGAAACGAGAACUCAUGAAGGCACUGGAGGAGCGGGACGAUCGCUUGCGGCAUUUGGAGGCUGAGGUGCAGGCGACGCGCAGAGACCUCGCGGAGACCAGAGAGCGAGGGAAGCAAGAGAGGAGCGUCGAAGAGGAGAAGCUGCGAAAGCGUCUGUCGUACUUGAAGGAGGUCCAAGAGAGAACUGCGCAAGAGAACGAUGAGAAGUCGCGGCGGCUUCGACAGUUUGAACAGGCCGACGCGACUCUCCGAUCCGAGUUACAAGAGCGAGAAGAACGCCUUGUCGCGUUGGAGAGAGCGCGGGCGGCUCUGGAGGCGAAGCUGGCGGAGACAGAAGAAGUUGUCGUGAGUCUCAGAAGGGAAGUCGCAUCUUCCAGGAAAAAGCUCGAGAACGAACGCGAGAGAUCUGGCGUCCUGCGGUACGAAGAGGAGGCCCUGAGGACGCAGAUCAAGGAGACAGAGAAGGUCCAGAGAGAGAACGAAGCACUGAAAGAGUCGCUCCAGACUCAGCGCGCGCAGCUGCAUGCGCUCGAGAAGCGGACCCGCCAGCGAGACCAAGAAAACCAAAGUCUCGAGACGAAGGUCGCCAGCUUGCAGAAGGAAGUCCGGCGUUUGAACGAGGCGUACGCCGCGCAAGUGGAGAAGCUGAAGAAAGACGCAGAGCGCCUGUACAGCGAGUUGGAACAGAGCGAGACGCAGAGAGUUUCAGCUCAGGACGCCUCUGUAGAACUCGAGGCGCAGCUCGCUGCAGGAGCGACCAGGUGGCGCGCGUCUGAGGCACGGUUGGAGAAGGCGGAACGCGCUCUAGAAGAUUUUCGACGCCGACAACAACAGGGCAGGAGUCACUUGACGCGGACCCAAGCCAUUCUCGAGGGCCUCCUAACUGUUCCUCUCCUUCCCCCCACCUCCCCGUCUUCUUCAUCUUCUUCCGCGCUGGCGAAUGAGGACAAAAAGCCUCGGGAGGUUGUGUCGCCGAGUGCGUCGCGAGAAGAAGCCUUGCUGACGCUGGCCGAGAAGUUGCGGGAGGAGCGACGCGACGCUGUUGCGUCUAUCCGCGAGCGAGAGGGAGCACGGAGGCGCAGCCUCGCCUCUCUGGGGCAAGAGCUCGAGGAAGAGCGCUGGCAAGUGAAGCAGCUUCAAGAGCUCUUGAAGGAAGUCGACUCGGCGCGCAAGGAGGCUCUCGAACAGGAGACGCUGCAGACGCGCGAAAUCGACAAACUGCGGAGUGCGUUGGCAAAGGCCGCCGUUGCCUCAGAAGAGCGCGAGCGGACGCUACUUCGCCUCGAAGAGAAGCUUGCGGAAGAGCGCAGAGGGCGCCAAGCACUCGCCGAGGAGCUUCAGAGACAGCGAAGCAGCAGCUCAGCAGUGAGCCGCGACGGCGGCCGAGAAGAGACUUCCGAAAACUGCUUCGAGAAGACUUCGGCAAGCGACCGAGAAGCGGCCCGGCUUCGCGCUGACGAGGGACUGGCGCGCGACCAGACGCUGAGGGAGAAGGAGGCAGACUGCGCAGAGCUUCAGCAGCACCUUGAACGUCUCCGCGGUAAGGUGGCGGAGCUCCGUGAGGGGAAAAGGGCGCUGGAGAGGCAGGUCGGACGCCUCGACUCGAAACUGCAUGCAGCGCAAGAAGAAAAGACGCAGCUGACUGAGGCGCUGGAGGCCGCGGCAAAAGAGAAACGCGACCUCGAGAGAAAAGCAGCAGGGAGCGCGACACACGCCAGGGACCUGCAGACAGAGUGCCUCGCGCUGCAGAGACAGCUGGAGGAAGUUGCAGAGCGCCAAGCCCUCGCACGAAGUCAGUCGCAAGGCGCUGACGAGGAGAGACAGCGUCUGGAGGAAACAGUUGCGGAGACUGUGGGGCGCGCGAAGCGAGCGGAGGAAGCCGUGGAAGAGCUCACGGGAGAGAUUCAAGGUCUGAGGCGCGAGCGACAGCGACUUCAGGAGGCUCUCGGUCGCAAGGAACGGACAGAGAAGAAGCUGGAGAACGCCGUCCAGGCUCUUGAAGAGCGUUUGAGUCGCAUGCACCGCCAAAGCGCGUCCGAGGGGUACGAAGGAGGCGAAGGAGGAAGAGGUGAAGGCAGCGAACCAGCAGCACUGCCAACACUCGAGGCGAGGCUCCAAAGGGCGACAGAGGAGAGCGAGCGCCAGGCGAGGGCACAGCGGGCACUGGAGGAAGAGCUCUUCGAGAGCAAGAAAUUGCAUGCGGAGGAGAGAGAACGACUGGUGCAAGAAAACCUGGAAUUGAAUGAAAGAGUCGCGUACCUGCAGAGUCGAUGUCGACACCUCGAGGCGGACCUCGACGCUCUCCGUCGGACGGCAGAGAAUGUGCAAGCGAGGCUCGCUGACCGCGCAGAGGCCGAGACUGUGGGCGAGACUAAGCCGGAGGAGCGUGUAGACCUCCGGAAGGAGCUGGAGGCCGCGAAUCGCGCCCGCGAGAGACUCGAGCGAGAAGAGAGGCGUUUGCAGGCGCAUCUCGAGGAUAGCCAGAAGGCCCUCGCUGUCCAGAAGAGGCGGCAAGAGGACCAAGAGGAGAUGGUGGCGGGACUGAAGAGCCGAGUCGAGGAAGUCCAGAAGACGCUGCGGAAACGAGAAGAAGAGCUGGCGGUCGCUCUCGCUCGCUUGACAGGGAAGGAGAGCGAACUGGAGUGCGCAGCGAACGAAGUGAAGGAUCUCCAGAAAGCUGCCGAGAGCGUCCAAAGCCGCCUCAGCAGCCUCGAGGAGACGAAGCGACAACUCGAGGAGAAGAACAAUCUGCUCCAGGCACAAGUCGAUCGCCAGCAUCGGGUGCUUUCGGGUCUCAGAGGAAACGUCGAGGCUUCUGUUGAGCACAACGGAGAGACCGGAGAAGGAGAGCAUGCGUCGACGGCGCGACAGGAGCGCCGAGCGAGAGAGGAACUGGAAAACGACCUGAGGCGCUUGGACGAGGUCUGCGAGCAGCUGCAGAGAGAGAAGAGCCAGCAGGAGAGUGUAGCCAAGGCCAAGACUCGCGAACUCGACGCGCUUCAGCGAUCCUUCAAGCUGGAAGUAUGUGCUCUCCAGGAAGACGCCGCCAAGCUCCAGGCGAUGCGCGCGGGGCUCGAGAGCCAGUGCGAGGAGGCCCAACAGACCGUGAGGGAGAUGGAAGAACGCGUUCGUGAACUGACUCGAGAAAAUCAUCUUCUGCAGCGUGCUCUCGAGCGAGCUGAAGAAGAGUGCAGCCAGUGGAAGGCGCGCAUGCGGGCGAGUCGUAGCGAUGUCUCUGAAACGCGAGAGACAAGCGACGAGGGGCAGGAAGGCCCAGACCUCGCGAGGAGACAGUGCACGAGGGCGAGACGCGACGGCGAGGCUGCAGACGCGCCAGGCGAGGUGCAGAGGGAAGAAGACACAGGGAGGACACAAGCGCUUCGUCAGUGGAUCGACAGGCUGGAGGAGAAGCUCCAGAAAGCAGAGCGCGAGGAGCAGGGACUGAAGCGCGAGCUGAAUGGGGCGACUCGCAGGGCCGAGGAGCUUCAGCGCGCGCUGGAGCAGGGUGUGGAGAAGUUCGAUGAGUUGGUCGCGAGGAACGAAGAGCUCAAACGCAAGUGGGCUGAAGAUCGCUGCAGCUGGGCGGCUCAGCGAAAGAGAGAAGUCGAGGAACACAACAAGGAGGCGACUCAGUUGAGGGAGGAGUGCAUGGCUCUGGAAAAAGAAAAUCGCGUUUUUCAACAGGAGCUGGAUCGCCAAGCGGGAGACCUGAAAACGCUCCACGAAAAGGCGCUUCGACUUGCAGACAGGAAUGCGCAUCUCCAGGCGGAGCUGGCGAAGCAGCAGGACGCCGCGAGUGCAGUGGCGCCGCUCGAGAAGGAAAUCAGCGCCUUGCAAGAAGAAAUGGAGAUGCGGGAGGCAGCGGCGCGCGACACUGAAGCAGACCUCGAGGCGUAUCGCCUGAAGAAUCGCGAACUGGAGGCAGAAGUCGCGUCUCUCUGGAGGCAAAUCGCUGAGGAGCGGGGCGAAAGAGAGCUCGUCGAGUCCGACAACGUCAUGCUCGCGUCGCAUCAAAAUCGAGACCAGAAACUGAGGUACACAGAAGUCUUGAAGAAACAGCUCGACUCGGAGCGGUCGGCGCGCCUGCGUCUCCAACGCGAUGCGAAUCGUCUCCGCGUGGAAACGUUUUCGCUUCGUCCUCUCCUGAGGCUGCUGGCAGGCGAGACAGUGGGAGACAUUCUCGUGAAGGACUUCGGCAGAGGAGGGGGGAGCGAAAAGAAAGACUCCCUACAGGCCUCCCGUGGCGUCGCCGGCACCUCCCUUGCGGCUUCGAUACUGGACGCGAGUCAGAACUCCGCAGCGGCUGUUCUCUCUGCUUCUCGGCGAAUUCUGCGGUGCAGUCGACCAGGUCUGCGCCACUCUCGUUCUGUCUCCAUCGGCCGUCGCGGAGGGGCUGUGCUCCCAGCUCGCUCCCUGAGUCUCAGCGCGCGCUCAGAAAAGCCGACCGUCGCCUUGGCUGUUCGCGACCGAGUCGGCGACGCCUUUCCGGUGUACAGACAGCUCCGCGUUCUGCACCGAAGUCUGAGUUUUGUCAUGAACGAGUUUAUUUCUUUCCUCGCUCUUCUCCAGGACGUGCUCAAAGACGAGGAUCUCCUCGACCGCCUCCUCGGGGUCCUGCCUGCCGCGUCGACCUUCGUGGUCUCUGCGCUGCCGCCCUCACAAGGCCGUCAAGAUCUCCCGCCGCAGCUGAGUCACGCAGAUGCAGAGGAUCUCCCAGGUCUUUCUCUGUCGCAGCUGGACGAGGGCCGUCCAACUGAAACGCUCGAGGCUCGCCGCCAUCAGUUCUUCUCCCUAGUCUCAGCUUUGAAGCAGCAACUCCGGGUGAAGCUUGUAGCGCAUCCCGCGGCCUCGGUGCCCUCCGUUUCGGUGUCCCCUUCCGCGCAUGGUUUGGCUGCGUCGUCUUCUCCGUACUCGCCGAUUCCUGGAGGCAAGAGGGGCGACGGAUCUCAGGGAGAAGCGUCCCGGAGACAGAGACAGCUGUCUCUUCUCGCGGAGCCCAGGGGUCUUGCAGGAGACUCUACACAUCGCGGUGAAUUGCCGCUGGCAACGCUCGAAGAAGAUGUCCAAGGCGAGGCUUCCGGCGCGCCUUCGGGAUCUCUGUCUCUGGAUCCCUUGGCUGGAUCUUCGUUGGUGGUCUCGGCUCGCGAGCAGAGAGACGAAAACGUCUCGACUCUCUCGCGUUUCUCGAGGUCGAGGCGCCCAGAAGAGCAGGGCGAGAGCAGACGGGGAGACGCUGGGGUGAGUCGAGCGGGACUGAGGUCCGCGGUUUCGCGAUACGAGGAAACAAGUCGCGAGUGGAACCCACGUUCUUCGUUUUCCCUCUCUCCAUCUGCGUCUCCUGGAAACUCGAAUCGCCGCCUCGACGGAUCGCUUUCAGAAGAAGAGCAGAGAACGGAGGAACGCAGCUCAGGACCGGGCAGACCAGCCUUCCUGCAGCCCAAGGGAUCGGGUGCGGGGACUGCAGGGUCGGGAGUCGAGGAGAGGAAGGGAGAAGAGAGAAGAAGUUUGGAAGAAUCGAGGAACACAAUUGCCUCCUCGUUGUUCUCCUCCUUUGCCUCGGUCUCUUCCUUCUUCGAAUCAAGGACCGGAGACAACUGAGCCUGACGACGAGGAGAGUGAGGACCGAAAAGUGAGUCGCGCUUGUCGAGGUUCGUGGUCCGAUCUGCUCAACAUCGACUCAAAGCGAAAAGAUGACACAGUCCAGCAACGAGGAUGUCCUCAAGCUGACACCUGAUUCGAGAGAGAGACAACCCAGUUCUUCUCAGUGGUUGCUGAAACCUUCAACCUCUCCACUGGACUGCUGCAAACAGCUGCGUUCUGAACGCAUUGGGGACAUGGGGUCAAACGGACAUGACUCACGCACGAUUUCUCCAAGACCCUCUUGCCGGGAACCAGAAAGAUUUGUCCGCUGUGUGGCCGUGAGUCCUAGAGAGACGUAAAACCAUCCCGGUGUCUGAAAGCUCGUCUCGGACGAAUCACUCAUCUUGGAAUUUGCGUUUCUCUAGAUUCUAUGGCA